Molecule: messenger RNA, 2731 nt
Organism: Selaginella moellendorffii
Lineage: Eukaryota; Viridiplantae; Streptophyta; Lycopodiopsida; Selaginellales; Selaginellaceae
Product: tyrosine--tRNA ligase, chloroplastic/mitochondrial
Exons: 2
Coding region: 14-1429 (471 amino acids)
Biological process (GO): tyrosyl-tRNA aminoacylation
Cellular component (GO): chloroplast stroma; cytosol; mitochondrion
Molecular function (GO): RNA binding; tyrosine-tRNA ligase activity; ATP binding
Source: RefSeq, a predicted model, not a curated record
CAAGAUUUAAUCCAUGGAUAUAGCUAUGGAGCUAGCGUCUGGCUAUGUCGCCUUGAGCAGGAGUGCCGGGUUUGUCACUAGCAGCAGCUCUUGCCACUUUCCGGCACUGGUCAGCAGCAGCUUCUCGGGGAUUUUCAGCCACAGCUCCAGCUCGAGUAGCGUUCGCUGUAGGAGGAAUGUGGUGGAAAUUCUAGAGCAGAGGGGACUUGUCGAGUCGAUUGCUGGCGAGAGCUUGAAGAAGGCAUGCGACGAGAAACCCAUCAAGGUGUACUGCGGCUUCGACCCCACAGCGGAGAGCUUGCACCUGGGAAACUUGCUGGGAAUUGUGGUACUCGAGUGGUUCCAGCGGUGUGGUCACGAGACCGUGGCUCUUUUAGGUGGUGCGACUGGAAGAAUAGGCGACCCAUCGGGAAAGAGUGCUGAGAGACCUGUCAUGGAUGAAGCUACGAUCGAGAAGAACACGCAGGGAAUCCAAGCUCUUCUCACGGAGAUCUUGCAGCAAAAGGCUGUUGUGCUCAACAAUUACGACUGGUGGAAGGAGUUUAGCUUGCUCGAGUUCUUGCGGGAUGUUGGAAAGUUUGCUCGGGUUGGAACGAUGGUUGCAAAGGAGAGUGUGAAGAGAAGGCUGGCCUCGGAAGAAGGUAUCAGCUUCACGGAGUUUACGUAUCAGCUACUGCAAGGCUACGACUUCGUUCAUCUCUACAAAAGCAAUGGCGUUUCGGUCCAGAUCGGUGGCAGCGAUCAGUGGGGGAAUAUAACUGCUGGAAUCGACUUGGUACGCAAGCUCUUGCAACGAGACGAUGCCUACGGCCUCACUUUUCCACUUCUCGUCAAGAGCGAUGGAACCAAGUUCGGAAAAUCGGAAGGUGGCGCGGUGUGGCUCUCGUCGAAGUUCCUAUCGCCGUAUCACUUCUACCAGCACCUCUUUGCGACACCCGACUCGGACGUGAUCAAGAUGCUGAGAAUGCUCACGUUUGUGGAGCUGGAGGAGAUCGAGGCGCUGGAGAAAUCCAUGUCCGAGCCGGGGUACGUCGCCAACACUGCUCAGAGAAGGCUGGCGGAAGAAGUGACGAGGUUCGUGCAUGGAGAAGAUGGCUUGGAGGAGGCUCUGAAAGUCACACAGGCACUGUCUCCUGGAAGCACCACGACGCUGGACUGGACAGCGAUCGAGGCCAUCUCCAGAGACGUACCGUCGUGCACGCUCGACUCGUCCGUCGUCGUCGGCCCCGUGGUGGAUCUGUGCGUCAGCUGCGGCCUCGCUCCGAGCAAAGCUGUUGCUCGUCGCCUCAUCAAACAAGGUGGCAUCUACAUGAACAACGCGAAGGUGGACGACGAGAGAUUGCUCGUGGCGGAGUCGGAUAUCAUCGAUGGCAAGAUGCUGCUACUUUCGGCAGGAAAGAAGAACAAGAUGGUCGUCCGGAUUGGUUAAGAUCCUCGCGAAGUCAGUCACAAGAACGAGAUGGUUGUCUAGAUUUUUCAAGCUCCUCGUAGUCGGCGGUCGUCUCGAUCGGUUAAGUUCUUCGUGAGGCCAGUCACGGGAGAGCGAGCUUGUCGGGAUCCUGUUACAGUCGAUGGUCGACCAAGUUUCUCGCUAAGGUCAGUACUUUGAGAUGGUGUCUAAGCUCCCCGCUCGCGUAAUCGGCCACAGGGAAAGGACGGACGAAGAACAAGAUGGUGGUUAAGUUCUUUGCGAAGCCAGUCACGGGAGAGCGAGUUUCUGAGGAUCCAGUGCAAGUGUUUGCGCAAGUUUCUCUCAUAGUCGGUACUUUGAGAUGGUUGACUAGAUUUUUCAUCUAGUCGGCCACAGGGAAAGGAAGUACGAAGAACAAGAUGAUCGUCUCGAUCGGUUAAGUUCAGUCACGGGAGAGCGAUCCCGUCAGGAUCCGGUUACAGGAAAAGCAAGUUUUUGCGCAAGUUUUCUCUCAAAGUCAGUACUUCGGUGAACAGGAAACGAGGAGAUUGUCCGUUCAGUCUCGAGAAGAUGGUCGUUAAGUAAUCAUCAGGGAGGAGGAAAGUUACAAACAAGCGAACAACACGGCAUCGGUUAAGCUACUCGCAAAGUCAGUCUGGAUCUGGAUCGCGAGAGAAGCGACACGGACUGUGGAUCAGUUAAGUUAUCCUCGCAGCGAAGUCAUCAAGAACAGGAAGACAAGGAGGAAGAGCCAAGAACAGAGGGAAAGCAAAAACAAUGCCGUGAAACUUCCACAGGUGCUAGGCCUGGAUUGGGCGCUGCGUCUCGGCCACAUGGUUGGCUGCCUGUCCGGAGCAAACGAGCGAGCACUACAUGUGUGCCUGUGGCUGUGGUCAGAGCGCCAAGCUUAUUCAGCGGAGCAAACAAAACAGCACAAGCACGCUCGCUGCUUCCUUCGUCUCCUCUCCAUUUAAGGGCUCGAUCGAGAAUGCCAAGCGUAAGGAGAUCUACUACUACCACUUCGCUCUCGCACUCUCGCUCGCACAGAGUUCGUUGCUUCUGUUCGAAUUUUUUCCGUUUGGAAAAAUCCCAGCCGGGUGAAGUGCACCGACGAGAAAGUGCUCGCCAUCGCCCAGAUUUGAGCGUACGUAAAACCAUCAUCAACGCGGUUAAGAUCGCGACUAAGACCUACAACCACGAGCGAGGAGCACACUUACAUCUCCAAAAAGUAAGCUUUUAAUCUUUGUUUCACGCUAGACGAGCUCCUGGCUAUGGAGGAUGAGAGAGAGAUCUCCAAAAAGAAAGCUUUUGUUUCGAUGA